AUGGAAGCAAAGGAGCGCGGUUACAAACUGCUGAGGUCAAUCUCAGAGGAUAAUGGCCAGGAGGUGAAAGGACUUCUAACAAGUGGCAACAUCGACUUCCAUGUUGACCAAAGAGGCGACAACGCAAUUCAUUUGGCAGCAAGGAAGGGGAGCCUUGAUUACAUCAAAUUUCUUCACAAGGCUGGCGUAGACUUGCAACAGAAAAAUGUGCACGGCAACACGGCAAUGCACUACGCGGCCAGAGAUGGCUACCUUGACAUAGUGGACUUCCUGAGGACUCAUAAGGCCGACAUGAACCCCCUCAACGAUCUGGAAGGGGAAGCUCCGUUACACAAAGCAGUGCGAGAGCAAACGAUGGAUGUGAUUGAGGCUCUCGUAGAUCUCGGAAUGGACCCGAACAUUAAAAACAAAGACAGAUAA
Molecule: messenger RNA, 420 nt
Organism: Dreissena polymorpha
Lineage: Eukaryota; Metazoa; Mollusca; Bivalvia; Myida; Dreissenidae
Product: ankyrin repeat domain-containing protein 1-like
Exons: 6
Coding region: 1-420 (139 amino acids)
Molecular function (GO): protein binding
Source: RefSeq, a predicted model, not a curated record